GUCAUAAUAAAGGUUGACAGUUGACAGUUCUUUGUUGACAAACGGUAGAAAAAUGUAAAUUAUUUGUGUGUAGCUUAAAAUACAAAGUAUAAAACAUGAAGGCAACAAUAUUUAUUUAUUUUUUAUUUAAUUUAUGCAUCAUUUUGUGCGUAGAAUGUUCGGCACGAUAUAAAACUUUGUAUAUUGAAAAUGACGAUUUGUGUUCUCUGGUGACAAAAAGAAAAAUAAAACUUGGUAAAGAAUAUAAAUCUGCACUACGAGUAUCACAGAAAAGGCUAAAUUUUCACCCCCUGGAAUGGGAUAAGAAUAUGUUAUGCCGAUUCCAAGUGCAAAGUGCCUAUGGAAAAGGUGGUAUUUUGGCUGUGAUACAAAGUCUUAAUUUCCGCAAAGACGAUUUUGAAAAUUGCAUUGAUUAUGUGCAAUUUACUGGUAAAAAUGGAUUAUCCAGCAAAAGAUACUGUGGAAAUAUCACAGCCAGUAUUGUUAUGAACCAAAACACCAUCGACAAUAUUCCUGAAAUUAUUUACGAGAAUUCUUUUAUUGAUUUAAACGAAAUGGAUGUUAAGAUCUACGUGGAUAGACGGCCAAUUGAUUAUAAUAUUAAAAUGGAGGUUGAUAUAGUUUUCACAUCAUACUUACUAGGCAGUUGCAAGGAGGAGCAUGUAGACUUAAAACCAUGCCGGGAGGAUUUGGACAGUUUUUGUAUUUAUAAGUAUUUUUUUGAUGAUGGGGCAGUUAAUUGUCCAUUUACUGGGUGUCUGGAUGAAAAGGGGUGCAAGAAUCAGAUUGACUCUAAAAAAACCAACGUUGUUGUGACCCCACAGUCCGUUGGAAAUAAGGUUCUAAUAGGAUCCAUAUCUUCGCUUUUCAUUAUGUUUGCCUUAUUUAUUUUGUGCGUAUGGGUGUGUAGAAAACAUAAAAUAUUCUGUUGGGCCGACGAUUUCGCGCAUCCUUCGCCGACUGAUGAAUCAAACAGAAAUUCUCGGGUCAUAGAAAUGAACGAACAAACAGGGUCACGUUUGGCGAAUGACCAUCCCCCAAGUGUCCCAACAGCGCCAUCUAUUGAGGAAGAUAAAGAUCUCCCGCCUUCUUAUGAUAGUUUAUUUCCUGAGGCUUCCACAAACAGGUAGUAGAUAAGUAUUUAAUUUAAAAUUAUAUAUUUUUUUACGCGAAAACGUUGUCUUAAAGUUGAUGAAAAUACUAAGAUAUUUGAUUUUAAGACAACUUUAUUUAAGAAAUUGCACAUAAAUACUUUCGAUAGAAUUUUACAAUUUUUAUUUUUUUAACACAUUUUUGAGAUUUUUUUACAUAAUUUUAAAACACUAUUCCAAUAGGUAUAGCUAUUGUAUAUGUAUUGAAAAAAAAGUAUAAAUAACAGUAUUGGGUUUUGACUUAUUUUUUUAAUUUUUUUCUAAUUCUAAUUAAUAUUUAACUAAAAAAAAACGUUUACUAUACAGGGUAAAGAAAAUACGUUGUUUUAUUAUUUUAAUUGACAUUCUUUUUGUCCUUUAUCUUGUAUAUUUAUACAGGGUUUCCUGAAAAUAAGAUAAAAGAGGGGGUCAAAAAAACAAGGAAUUAUAAGACAUAUUUAUUAAAAAAAACAUUUGAUAUACAGGGUGAUACACGUAACUUAUUUAUUAGAAGUUUAUGGAGAAUAGCAAUGUAAACUAUUUUUAAAAAUUAUUUUAAACUUUGGUUUUUCAAAUAGCAUUUUUAAAUUCUACUAAAAUUUGAUUAUUUUUUUAUUUUUAACAGUUUUUGAGGUAUUUUAUUUUUUCAAAAACUUUGACAGAUUUAUGGUCUUACUAUAUCUGUAUUACCACUAAUAGUAAUGUUCAAAAUAUAAUCUCUUAACUAAGGAGCACUUUAUUGAAAUCCAAUAUUAGUAUUUGAAAGUUUUAUACAGGGUGUCUGGUAUUUACGUUGACUUUUUUGUCACUUUAAUUCCGUAAACACGGGGACUUUGCACCCCGCGGGUGACUUUAGCCCUUUUAUGAAAAAAAAUUUCGCGCUCGAUAAAAUUAACAUUUAUAAUUUGUUGGUCUAAACCUGUCAAUUGAGCGAUUCUAUUGAGUUUAUAUUACAGGAAAAUCAGUGUUUUAAAAAAAUAAAUGGGAUUUAUUACCCUUUAAAGUUGUAUAUAUUGCAUUAGUGCAAAACUCUUAAAAAUACACGCGUUUCAAUUUCUAUAUUAUGCGCAAUUCUUUGGAAUGAUGAUCCUUGGUUAACUACAGGUCGAUUUUUUAUUGUUUU
Messenger RNA from Brassicogethes aeneus, 2253 nucleotides. The record is from the annotation of a GenBank genome assembly. NCBI's taxonomy places the organism in Eukaryota, Metazoa, Arthropoda, Insecta, Coleoptera, Nitidulidae.